AUGGGAGGCUUGGUAGCCGCUUCGAAACAUCAACCAGCCUCUCUUAAUCCUUUACCUCCGAAUAUCUCAAGUUCUCAUCGCAUUUUUCAUCUUGCACUGCAAAAUCUGUCUGUCAUCACGAUUCCUCACACUUGUUUUGAAGUAAUUCUUGACAUGAACGCUACUGACUUUGAAGAGUCACAACCGGACGAAUAUGUCUAUAUUCUCCCGAUCAUUGUCAUACUCGGGCUUAGCGGCAAUGUUAUCAGUCUCGUCACAAUUUUUCACUCAAGACUCAGACAUGUAAGUAGUGUGAACGCCAAUGUGUAUUUGAUCGUGCUCACUAGUGCGGAUAGUGUGUUCUUAUUCGGGAUUCUACUGGUUUGCUUCAAGGUGGAUUUUAUUGCGUAUGAGUACUGUGUUGGGUUGGAGUACGUGCUUAUGACCGCGUCAUAUAUCAGUAGUUGGUCAACAGCGGCACUGACCAUCGAACGAUAUCUGGCCAUUGCUCACCCGCUUAGACAUGUUAGGUACGGACAUGUGGAUCGCGUGCGUAUGAUCGCCUACUGGGUGCCUAUACCAUUUGUUCUUCAGCUAUUCCAGUUCAUUUCAUUAAAACCAGUCGAUGGUAACGAUAGAAAAUGUGCACUGAAGGAAGCAAAUUAUCAGAUUCUUGCUCAAGCAGUCGACACGGUUCUUUGUUACCUCAUGCCUUGUCUGACUAUUGUGAUUUUGAACAUUUUGGUGGGGUUAAAAAUUAGAAAAUCAGCAUUUCUUGAUAGCACCAAGCAACAAACUUCAAGACGUCAGGGAGGUGGUCAUGCGGCUCAAUCAGGAGCUUGGACGCGAAUUUUAUGGGUCAUGCCGUUGGUGUUCGUCGUGCUGAAUACACCAUUCUAUGUAAUUAUGAUGAUUGAAGUGUUCUGGCAAGUCGUCUACCAUUCUCCACCUGAAUUCACCCAUCGAUCUCAGGCUUUCGUGCUGCUCUACAACACGGCUCACUACCUUUACUAUAUUAACACAGCGAUAGAUGUCGUGGUUUAUGCCUUCUCAAGUGCGAACUUUCGAAAAACAGCUGUCAUAGCGUGGAAGAGGAUACUUUGCCCCGGAUAUGCUGAGAAAAGCAAACACAAGCCUCACAUCAACGGUCUUCACUCUUGCGACAAAUUUCACCCUGUUCUGCUAACUGAUCAAAUGACAACUCGUGGCAGCUGCCGAAUGAGCGUCACUCAACGAGCGAUGAGCGUUGCGAGACUGUGCGGAGAUCGAUAUAUUGAUCGAACGAGACCAGUUGCACAUAACGUGCUCAGAGAGAUGGAGAGACGUCACACAUACACAACACACCAUGUCUCACGCCUUUCGUUCAUAUCUUAUAUUGUGGAUUUUUGCCCUUGUGCCAUAAAUCUAUAUUUUUUAAUUCUUGUGUAA
Necator americanus (New World hookworm) is the source of this 1407-nucleotide messenger RNA. RefSeq lists its product as uncharacterized. Gene Ontology annotation, biological process: G protein-coupled receptor signaling pathway. Gene Ontology annotation, molecular function: peptide binding; G protein-coupled receptor activity. NCBI's taxonomy places the organism in Eukaryota, Metazoa, Nematoda, Chromadorea, Rhabditida, Ancylostomatidae. Bases 1 to 1407 code for a protein of 468 amino acids. The transcript has 12 exons. The record is from RefSeq and is a predicted model, not a curated record. Gene Ontology annotation, cellular component: neuron projection; plasma membrane.